Molecule: messenger RNA, 3176 nt
Organism: Monodelphis domestica (gray short-tailed opossum)
Lineage: Eukaryota; Metazoa; Chordata; Mammalia; Didelphimorphia; Didelphidae
Source: RefSeq, a predicted model, not a curated record
AUGUCUGCAGGUCAUUUUCUGUCUAUUCUCUGCACAGCGCCACUGUCCAAACCUACCAUUCUCACCUCCAACAAUACUGAAGUGGAGACCAAAGACUUCUCAUUGACCUGCUAUGCUACAGGUCAAAUUCACGCUUACAAGUGGUUCAUAAACGGAGUUGCCCCAGCUGGUCGCAGGAUACAGCUGUCGCCAGAUAGGAGGACAGUCACUCUCCGCAGUCUCACAAGAAGCUUUAACAAAGGGCCCUAUGUGUGUGAAAUCGAGAACCCAUUUUAUCACAAUAGGAGUGAUCCAUUCACACUGGAUGUUGCCUAUGGCCCAGAUAUCGCCACAAUUGUACAUUCAGCCGAUGAGUACCCUCCUGGGGCAAAUAUUACCUUGAGCUGUGUUGCUGAUUCUAACCCAGCAGCACGAUUCACUUGGUUACACAAUGGACAACCUGUCAGCAACUCAGCCACAUUUUCUGUUAUUGCAUCCCUGAAUCAUGCUGGCACUUAUACCUGUACUGCAUCUAACUCAUUCACUGGUUUGACGCGUACUGCAACCAAGAAUAUUAUAAUCUAUGGUGAGUAUCUGGAUUGGGCCCCCAACUUUGUGUGGGGCUCUCUCUUUCCCUGGCAUGACAGAAAUAGACAAAAGUGACUCUCUCCCCCCCCUGGUCCCAUGGCACAGUGCAUUGUGGUAGAAAGAGCCCUGAGCUCAGAAUCAUAAAACUUGGAUAGAAUCCUUUCUUUUCUGUCUACUCUCUGUGUAGUAAAUGACUCCUCCUUUUGAGGCCUCAGUUUCUUUAUCUGGAAAAAUGAAUUACAUUUUCUCUGUAUAUAAUAGCAUUCUAUGAGUAAAGGUCCUUUUUAUAUGGUAGGUAUAAAAAGCAUGUGAGUUGUCUUCAUCAUCCUUGUUAUUGAUAUUGUAUUAUUCUCUUCUGUCCUAGUGAUAUACAACCUUCUUCAUCUCCCAAAUUCUAGGACCGCAGGUUCAAUGACUGCCCAAUACUCUUUCCUUCAAUCCCUUUCCCUUGGUGCUGUGGAACCACGGAAUAUUUCUAGUCUUGGUUGGAGUAUAAGCUAUGGUCAUGCAAUGGGGCUGGCCUUGAUUCCCCUUGGUAGGGAAAUUCUGGAGAUGGAAAGGAAGAUAUCAACUUUGUCUCCUUUCACACAAAGAGAUUCACCAUUGGACAUAUAUUUUCCUCUUUGUGGCAUUAAAUGCCACAUGGAAGCAUGUCUCUUGUGAAGCCUGGUUCUGAUCUAUUGGCUUUAGCAUUCAGUAGCUGGAUCCACUGUAGAAUUCCUGCUGCCCAAUUAAUUCACUGGUCUGACUUUCCUAUGUACAGAUGACAGACCCUCCAUUCCCAUAAUCACAUUAAUGUACAGCAGGACCAUAGAGAGAUCAUCUCUGGCCUUAGUUUCCUUUUAUUUCAUGUUGUUUUAUUGUUACAAACCUUAGGGGUAUCCCAACUUCCUGUCCCUACCUCUAGGAAUGUUCUGAAUGGAGAGCAGGGGGGAGAGAUAGAAUUGUGAAGUGGGGAAGUGACCUUGGGGAAGUCAGACACCAACAGGAUAUACUUCAGAGGUGGAAUGAAUUUUUAUUGGCCUCAAUCUGUACAUGAGGAUGAUGAAAGCACACAUUUUAAAUGAUCAUAUAAUUAUCUCUGUGUCAUUUUCUUUUGUUAACUAUUUUCCAAUUACCUUUUCCCCUGGUUCAUGCAGCACCUGAGAAUGUUGCAGGCUAUGUAUUUGACACCCGUGGUUGAAAAGAGCUUUUUCUUAAUUUAUUUUUUCCAAUUAACUAAAAUCUAUUUUCUGUCCCCCUUCUACCUUCUACCAGUAAUGAAAACUAAAAUCUUUGGGACAGGUAUGAGUUGUGCCUGCCUGUAGCCACAAAUUAAUAUAUUCCUAGGUGGACACCUGAGAAGGAGAGUUAGAAACUGAGAGAAAAUGGGUGAAGUGGAUAUAGAGAAAGAGGAAAUAGAACAAAGGAAGAGAGACUCAGAGACAAGGCUUCAAGAGCUUGGGAUCCAGCCUGUGUGCUCCUCUGAUGGUGGUAGAGAGAAAGAGAGAGUGAACUAUAUAUGUCCUCAAUCUUUUAUUGGAGGAUCAAGGAAUGGGGAAUGGAGGUAGCUAAUGAUCAUUUUACAAGGCACAAGACUUAACAUUGGUUCAACUGACUACCACAAGAUCAAAUAGGAGGGGUUUAUUCAAACAUGUGACCUGGUAUGGAAUCUGGUCAGACAAGGUGUGAACUAGGACCCUAUGGCAGCUUACCCGGGAAUUCUUCUUAUUUUUGGACUGUAGAUUUGGAGAGUAGUCAGAAUUAAUACAGUACCUAUAAAAUGCAAUGAUCAAGACUAAUAAGCCUAUGAAUCCGGUACAUGAGCACAUAAGUUGCAAUAUUUACAUAUUAAUAAUUGUUUCAAGAUUAAAAUACAUGUAUGAUGCCACAUGGACAAUCAAGGAAAACUAAUUUCAGAGCUCAAAAAAUAUGUGUUGCAACUUACACCCUCAGUCCAUCCCAUUUCUGAAGAGAGGCAGCUGAUUUCAUAGGAAGUCUAUAGCUUUUUGUAGAAAGUGAGUAACUUAUUUCAUCAUGGGUCUUCUGCAGUCCUGGUUGGUCAGGGCAGUGAUGAGAGGUCCCAUGGGUUUCCAAGUUGUUUGCCUUCAGAACAAUGUUGGUAUUGUAUAUAUUAUCUCUUGGUUCUACUCACUUCAUUCUGUAUCAGUUCAGAUAAAUCUUCUGAAGUUUCUUUUCUUGAACUCAUUCUGUUCAAUGUUUCUAUGAGUGACUUGGAUCAAAUGAAAUAAUAUCUGUAAAGAGUUUUGUAAAUCAUGACCAUUAAUGUUCUACUAAUUCUACAGACAAGCAGAAGGCCUAAUUUUGAAACUGGAAAGAAAAAAAGAAAUAAUGUGUGACAAAGUGUGGGAGUAAAAACACGGAGGAAAGGCAACUACUUGACUACAGUUGUUGAGGGGAUAUGAUUGAGGAGAAAUGCUAAAUGAGCACCCUAAUGCAAAUACCAACAGCAAGGAAUAGGGUUCGGAACAAGGGCACAUGUGAUACCCAGUGGAAUCACACGUUGACUUGGGGAGGGUUGGUGGAAGGGGAGGUGAGGAAAAGAAAAUGAUCUCUGAUUCCAAUGAAUAAUGUAUGAAAAUGACCAAAUAAAGUAAUGUUUAAAAACU